AUGGUGAUUAUAAUUGAACCCAAAGCAUUGUCAAAGUUAGCCAUCGAAACCAUCAGAUUUGCCCUCGAGUUUACCAAAGGCAUAACCGGUCCUGUUUCUAACGGUCUCGAAGAAAGCUUUGCCAACUCAUCCGGCAGGGGUCCGUUUCUCUUUGUUUCUGGAGUUGGAACUAAGAUAUAUAUANGAGGGUUUUCACAACUGUUUCCGUGUUUUAGCCCGGCGGUGAACCGGGGUGAACCGGAGGUGAUCUUCACCGGGAGUGAACCGCUUGAUGAAACCCUCGGCCAUUCCUUCUGUUAUGUGAGGUCAUCCGCUCGGUUUAUCUCUCCCACUCACUCAGAUCGAUUUGUUUCGCCUUCUCACUCGUUACGCUUUGAUGAACCGGCUCCUCCUCCUCUUCCGAGGCCUAGACCACCCGGUGCAACUGAAACCGGUUUUCGUGCCAUUUCUGGGGCUUCCGUCAGUGCCAACACUUCUACUCCUAGAACUGUCCUUCAACUUGACAAUUUUUACGACGAUGCCCCUGGCACUGAUAGUCUUGUGGGUUUUAAUAUUGUUAGGGGCAGUGUUGUAAAUGGUUUCGAGAGUACGUCGUCGUUUAGUGCUUUGCCGCUUCAACCGGUGCCUCGAGGCGGAGUCGGCCCCGAGCCGUCCGGUCCAAUGGAGAGGGCUUUUUUCAUGUCCGGUCCGAUCGAGCGUGGAGCACUGUCCGGUCCACUUGACGCUACCGCCGGCUCAGACGGCGGCGGAGGUAACCAAAUACCCUUCUCUGCUCCACUGGGUGGCGUUUAUGUAAAAAAGAAGAGGAAGAAGGGCAUUUCGGGAAUUAGAAAAGCCUUCUACAGGAAUUUCUCGGAGAAGAAACGGCCGUGGGUUGUGCCGGUGAGGAAUUUCAGAAAGGACAUUCCGGCCGCGGCAGCAGCAGAGUGUACACGUGAUUCGGAUAUGGGUAGCAGUGAAUCCAAUGUCCAAUGGGCUCUAGGUAAAGCGGGGGAGGAUCGUGUGCAUGUGGUUGUAUCGGAAGAGCAUGGCUGGCUAUUUGUUGGGAUAUAUGAUGGGUUUAAUGGCCCUGAUGCCCCUGAGUUCUUGAUGAGUAAUCUUUACAAAGCUAUGUACAAAGAAUUAGAGGGUUUGUUUUGGGACAGUGAUGAUACCAGUAACAACCCACAAGGGGCAGGAACUCUAAGUUCUGAAAAUGAAGUGAUUGCUGAGAAUUCGAGCAUACCCAAUUCGAAUCCAGCACCUGAGGCAACUAUUAUAGAGGUUGGUGGAGUAGAAGACGGUGAGAAUGAGGUGGAUAGAGGGCAGUCAAAGAAGGUGAUGUUUCAAUCAGGGGAGAUAGAAGUUAGGAGGAGGAGAUUGUGGGAAUUUUUAGCAGAAGAGGAAACAGAAGAUGGGCUUGAUCUUUCAGGUUCAGAUAGAUUUGCAUUUUCAGUAGAUGAUGCAUUAAGUGUAAAUAAUGCAGGUUCAGCAGUUAAUAGGAGGUCGUUGCUGUUGUCCAAGUUGAAACAUGGAUUGUUAAGUAAGCAUAAAGAGAGUAAGAAAUUGUUCCCAUGGAAAUUUGGAUUGGAAGCUAAGGAGAAAGUCGAAGUGGAGGAGGAGAAUAAAGUUGAGGAGGAAACGACUAGUAGAAGCGAGAGGAGGAGAAAGGCAGGUCCGGUUGAUCAUGAUUUGGUUUUGAGGGCAAUGUCCAGGGCUCUUGAAGUUACUGAGCUGGCGUAUUUGGAUAUGACAGAUAAAGUUCUUGAUCGAUAUCCGGAGCUUGCACUAAUGGGUUCUUGUUUGUUGGUUGCUUUAAUGAGAGAUGAAGAUGUGUAUGUAAUGAAUGUAGGAGAUAGUCGUGCUAUUGUGGCACAAUAUGAGCUUGACGAGGUUAGUUCUGCUUCAGAACCCAAAGGUCGGUGUAAUGGCGGGUCGACUAUUGAGGGAAUUGUUGAAGAAUCCACAAGUGCCUGCAAUGAGGAGACUAAGGUGACAAACGAGGCACCUGUUCAGGCUAUGAAGCUGACUGCAUUGCAAUUAUCCACUGAUCAUAGUACUAGUAUUGAAGAAGAAAUUAUUAGAAUUAAGAGUGAGCACCCAGAUGACAGCAAUUGCAUUGUUAAUGAUAGAGUAAAAGGUCGUCUGAAGGUCACUCGUGCUUUCGGUGCAGGCUUCCUCAAACAGCCUAAAUUCAACGAUGCAUUGCUAGAAAUGUUUCGGAAUGUGUACAUUGGCCAUGCUCCUUACAUAUCUUGUACACCUUCGUUGCGUCACCAUAGACUCUGUCCAGGUGAUCAGUUUUUGGUUCUCUCCUCUGAUGGCCUAUACCAAUACUUGAGCAAUGAGGAAGUGGUCUCUCUUGUUGAGAAUUUCAUGGAGAAAUUUCCAGAUGGGGAUCCUGCUCAACACCUGAUUGAGGAGCUUUUGUUCCGUGCAGCCAAGAAAGCUGGAAUGGAUUUUCACGAAUUGCUGGAUAUCCCUCAAGGAGACCGCAGGAAGUACCAUGACGAUGUUACUGUUAUGGUGAUAUCUCUUGAAGGAAGAAUUUGGAAGUCGUCAGGCAAAUACCUCUGAGUUUUUACAACUGCUGGCAUCUGUGCCAGAAUUGUUAUCCAUGUAUAGUGUGCUGCUGCAAUUUUGAUCUUUUUGAGUUGAGAUCUUGGGAACAGCCACGAAGCUGGAUUUUUGGGCGUUUUGCGGAUCGUUUGAAGUCAACAUAAGCACAGUGGUCUGCUUAUCCUCUUGACAAACAGCCAAAAAUAGUGCAAGAUAUUGGGGAAGGCUCAGUGGGCGUUUACUUCACUGAAAGUAGAACUUCUGUAGUUGGGACUGCUCUCCUAAAAAGAAAGAAACAGGAUCAUUUCAUUUAUUUCCUUUUUAGAUUUUGCAUAGAGGGUACUUUCAUUCAUUCAAUUUCGUUCUUUCUUUUCUUUUUUCUUUUUCUUUUUUGUGUCCCUCCUCAUCUCUACUUUUUAGAGCCAAAGUGCUUGUAAUCAGGUUGGUGGCUUAGUCACAGAGCUUUAGGCGAGAAUCUGUAUUUUGGAGGUGGAUUUCCACCAAUGCAGUUUACAGAAGAGAGAAUUGUUGUUCA
Messenger RNA from Nicotiana tabacum (common tobacco), 3073 nucleotides. RefSeq names its product protein phosphatase 2C 29. Gene Ontology annotation, molecular function: protein serine/threonine phosphatase activity. NCBI's taxonomy places the organism in Eukaryota, Viridiplantae, Streptophyta, Magnoliopsida, Solanales, Solanaceae. The record is from RefSeq and is a predicted model, not a curated record. Gene Ontology annotation, biological process: protein dephosphorylation.